Messenger RNA from Carassius auratus (goldfish), 1129 nucleotides. RefSeq lists its product as uncharacterized. The transcript is spliced from 5 exons. The record is from RefSeq and is a predicted model, not a curated record. The coding region runs from base 222 to 956 and encodes 244 amino acids. NCBI's taxonomy places the organism in Eukaryota, Metazoa, Chordata, Actinopteri, Cypriniformes, Cyprinidae.
UAUUUAUUGCAGAAUAGUAUAUCUAAAUAUCAGGUCAGGAGUUCUGAAGCGCUCAUUGACCACCCCUCCCUUCCCCCCUUGCGCGCAGCGGCGCACAUCGACGCACAUCGGCACACGUCAGAUACACAGACACACACCUGCAGGCAGCAGCAGCCCCUCCCAGCAGUGUUUUUCUUGGCUUGUGCUGAGGUGUGUUUAUUGCUGAGACAAAUGUAUCAGUGAUGGAGGGAGAUUCUGUCACUCUAAAGACUGAUGAUAAACAGAGAUAUGACAAGAUAGAGUGGAGGUUUGGAGAGGAGCGAAUCGCCGGAAUAAAGGAAGUGAAUGGUACAUAUUAUGAUGAGGUUUGGAGAUUCAGAGGCCGACUGCAGCUGAAUCACACCGGCUCUCUUACCAUUAGAAACACCACAACUGAACACACUGGAGUUUAUCAUCUGAGUAUAAACAUUGGAAGUGCAGAGAUAACCAGGAGUUACAGAGUUACUGUGUAUGCUCCUCUGCCCAUUCCAGUAAUCUUCAUUUACACUUUACAAUCUUCUUUAUCAUCUGAAAGAUCAUCGAGAAUCUUCCUGUGUUCAGUGGUGAAUGUGAGGCAUGUGACUCUCUCCUGGUACAAAGGAAACAGUUUAUUGUCCAGCAUCAGUGAGUCUGAUCUCAACAUCAGUCUCUCUCUACCUCUGGAGGUGGAAUAUCACGAUAAAAACAUCUACAGUUGUGUAGUGAACAAUCCCAUCAGAAAACAAACCAGACAUCUCUCCAACACUGAACUCUACUGGUUAGGUUCAGACUCUGUCCACUGUUGUGGCACUGCUGAAGCUGUGAUCCGAUUGGUCGUCACAGCUCUGAUGAGCGUGGCUGCUGUGGCUGCCAUUGUUGUUCUGGUUUAUGACAUCAAAUCCAGAACAGAAGAGAAAAGAACAAACAUCAACUUAGGCCACCGAUCAGACAAAAUUUGAUUAUAAGACAUAAUCUAAUGUCCAUAAGGCUAAGAACAUGAAAUAUUGCAUAUAUGCUUCCUGUAUACAUUUUCUGUUUUUGGCAUAAUAGAACCAAGCUGUAAGGAUGUAAAGAUAGCCCUGCAUUUGGUUGCAGAAAGUGAAGCAUGUAAUCAGAGAUUAAAAAAAUGAAA